AAAAUGUUCCCCCUAAUUUAGUAUGAUCACGUCCACUAAUCUUUGACCUUUACUGCAAGAUGGCUUCCCCCAAGAAAAAAGUCACGUUGGAAUACGUUCCUCCAGAAAAAGUGUCGAAUGAGCCUCUACUUGUCCAGUUUACCAAUGGGAGACUGAAGCCAGACAAUCCGCCAAACUUUGGGUACUUCAAGAGCACAGAAAGUGAUGAUGUGAGGAAGAGAAACAGGAGAGUCUUGGUGGCAGAAACCAAGAGAAUGCAGUAUGUUGGUAGGAACUUUGGUCCAAGUGCCCCAAGAGGAAACUCUCUUUGCAAGUACAUGGUCGGUGUGUUGGACAAAAACACAGGGAAGAUGAGAGUUUAUGACACUAACUCCUUCACUAUGAGGCCAGUAGUACAUGACAAAAAUCAAGAAAAAAACAAGGAUGAAGUAGAUUUGACAUACCAGGAAAAGAAUGACAGACUGGUAGAUGCAUUUGGUGGUGCGAAAAAGAAGAGAGCCAUGGAGAGUCGACUCAGGGACAAGGUGAAGAGGGAGGCUCUGGAAACAGCUAUGGGAGCUGCUGUAGAGGAUGUCAUGAAAACUCCUGAGAAACUCACAGGCCCAGAGAUGGAUUCAGACUCCUCCAUCCCACCUCAUGAUAAGCAUGCUGCUAAACCAGAGGAUGUCUACAAGGUGGAGAGCAUCAUUUCCCCAGAAGUGUUUGAAGCUCUGAAAGAUGUGGCUGGAGUCUUUGUGAAGGCAACAAAAGAAGACAUCUCUAAGUGGAGAACAGAGGGAAGGUUAGUUCAGAUUACAUUUAUUUUGCAUGGGAGGUGCUUAUGUCAUUCUACACUGGUGAAAAUUGUAGACUGGUAAAUUAAUAUUGUCUGU
Messenger RNA from Branchiostoma floridae (Florida lancelet), 872 nucleotides. Its product is annotated as DNA-directed RNA polymerase I subunit RPA49-like. Lineage: Eukaryota; Metazoa; Chordata; Leptocardii; Amphioxiformes; Branchiostomatidae. Gene Ontology annotation, biological process: RNA polymerase I preinitiation complex assembly; nucleolar large rRNA transcription by RNA polymerase I; transcription elongation by RNA polymerase I. Gene Ontology annotation, molecular function: DNA binding. Gene Ontology annotation, cellular component: RNA polymerase I complex. The coding region runs from base 60 to 857 and encodes 265 amino acids. The record is from RefSeq and is a predicted model, not a curated record. The transcript is spliced from 8 exons.